CGUACCGCAUCACCUGGUCUCCACGAGAGAAUUCGAUCUAAUUGAAUUUCAUUUCCAUUGUUGUUUCCUCGAAACGAUUACGAAAAGGACGCGACGCGUCCUUCGACUGGCGCGCGCGAUUCCGACCUUUGACCCGACGACGAUCGCCAAGAGAACGGAGCAAAGAACGCAACGAAGAAUCGAAACUACUGUCCGUUAGCGCGUUCGUCCCUUUCGAUGGAACCAGCGACCGAUAGCGAUCCCUCGGGUUGCUUUUGCGACUUUUCCCUGAGCCUGCGAGAGAUUCGUUCGGCCCGACACGCGUCGUUGAGCAAUAGUUAGUUAGUUAGUUAGUUAGUUAGUUGGUAGCCGCUGCUAAUGGAUCGCGUUGCCAGUAGAUCAUUUUUGAAUCACGCGAAGCGUCGUCAUUCCUUAACCGUUCCUUGGAACGGAAGAAAGCUCCGGUACGCGAUUCGGAGGGAAUAUCCUGUAAGCGUGCAACUAGACGGAGCAGCAACGUUGUAACACGGUGAAAUCGUAAAGCGCAUCGACACCGUAUGGCAACUCUAUCGAAAGCCGAUGAUGCAGCAAAUUUUUAUCGGACCGCGAACGCUGCGUCGUUUCACGACUUAACGCUCGAGUGUGAUUCACUCUCGUGCUUAUGUAACAGAUUUUCUCGGCGGUUUCGUUGAUCGCAGGCACGCCGCGCCGUGAACGGAGUCCGUCGAGUGCGCGUUAUUCAACGCCAUUUUCACCGGACUCCGCUUCCUACAUCGAGGAAUCCGCGACGCGGCGUCGCUCGUUCGACGCAACGCGAAACCUCUUUCUCUCUCGUAUCACCGCGUAGGCCACGCUCGUCCGCACGCGAAAUCUUUGUCGUCCGCUCUUAUCGCUUCUCGCGGCGAUAGCGACGCGUUUCACGGAGAAUCGGGGACUCGAUUCUCGUCCCCGGCGUUAAUCCGCUCUUCGAACGGACGAAUUAGGGUGAAAGUAGAACAAGUAGUUCUCGUCUGCGUCGGGAAAUAGAGUGUGAAUGAAACUCGAACGAACUCGAAUGAUCGUGCGCGAUACCGUCGAACCGCGAUAAUUCAUCGUCGAAAAGACACGAAUCGAAUCCGUCCCGAUAGAUCGAGGCAGUUUCGUCGCGACGCGUUCCUAAGGAUCGCCUCGUUUACGAGAUACGGAAUGUUUUGAGCGCUCGGGAACGGACCUUAGCGACGCAGUUCGCGCUGAACGAAGUAAGGAGACCUAAUGGGUCCCUUCCCUUUUCCUCCUCCUCCUGCUCCUCCUCCUCUUCCUUCUCCUUUUCAACAACAACUUCUUUCUCCGUUUUCUCUGUCCCUCGCACUGCUCCGCCGUCCCUGGGUUACUCUCUCACGCGAUACCACGACGAUCCAGGGCUCGAUACACUGUGCCGCUUUCCGCGUACGAUACCUCCGGUCGGGCCGCGGUACGACCAAAAAAUGACUUUACUUCGGCUCGUGGAAGAAUUGGCGUCGUCGACGAGAGGAGCCCUGAAAGGAAUGCGGGUCGCAUCGGUCCGAUUUUCGACAGCGAGGAACGAAAAGCGGAAAGUUGAGCCGUAGCGGGACUCUCGCCUCUGUGCCGUCUCGGGCUGUGUUCUGGCGUUGCGUAUAACGCGGAGUACGUUACUCGUUCGGUCUCUCGUCUGUCGGUUAGUUCGUUAGUUCGGCUCUCUCGGUGUCCAUUCCAUUCUACCGUGGCUGAGCCGUCCCCUCCGUUCCUCCCACGGUACUUUCCUGGGCUCCGUUCCUCGAUCCAGUCGGUGUUUCGCUCGCUCGCUCCUCUUUCCUCUCUCUCUCUCUCUCUCUCCGGCGGGCCUCUGUUCCUCCGCGUCCUCUCGUUCCCUCGCACACAAUCGCGUGCAAUCGCGCACACGUACAUACGCGCGUAGCGUCCCACGGAGAGGUAGGUAGGCACAAAGCCUCCUCUACGUAGCGCGUCUACUGCCUACCUGAUGCCACGAGAACUCGGGCUCGAGCCAGUCACGUGGUCUUUCGAACGCGAAGGAUGUUUGUGGGAUCGCGAAGUCAGUUCGCGACGGUUCGUUCAACGGGCAACAGAGAAAAACGCGCAGCGGGCACUCGCGGCACCGUGGUGGACCAGUGGGACAGGAACGGGAGCAACGGGAGCGGCGGGAGUAACGGGGACAGGAACAGGGAUAACAACGGGAACAGAUACACCGGUAGAAAUAAGAGAUAGUGAUAGUGAUAGGGAGUGGGAAACGCUGAUAGCGAGAAGGGGCAACGAAAGAGGGGACGGCAGAUACGUGGAUAGAGAGGAUAGAAGGCGGUAGUGGAUCGAGGAUAUCGCGUUCCAAGUUUCAACCGUGUCCUCGUCCGAUGUAACGCGUUCGCCGCGUAGCGACAGCGUUUCGCGCUUGCUCUUUUCCACGGGCGAGAGGUGCUUUUCGAAAUUACGUGCUCGCGCGCGCCAACUGAAACGGUGCUAACCAAUUCCGACGCGGAGAGGCGAAUUCCUUCGGAUUCCUUCGGAGGUGCCGAGCGCGGCAACCUUUCGGUGCUGUUUCGCACCGAGAACGGACCGCCGAGAAAUAAAUGGUAAAACCGGAACGAGAAGAGGAGAAUAGCUGUUGCGGUUUCGACAGAGGCGACGUUCCUCCGUGACGCGCGUCCUUUUUCAAUUCUCAAAGUCGGGACCCGGUGGAAACGUUGGAUACGCUGGAAACGCGAAAGCCUCGGGAAACGGUACUAUCGUCGAUGACCGCACGCGAAAACAUUCCAUUUCGAGCUCUGACUCAACGCGAGGAUGAAUCGUACGCCGAAACGGUCUCGGGAAUCCGCUGCAGCGACGACAACGACAACGACAACGACAGCGACGACGACGCGGCGCCCUCGAGCCGAACAGAAAUGAAAAGGCGGCGAAGAGCGUCGAUUCGCGUUUAAAUAGAACUCCUGGAAGGUCAUGUCUGUCUCACGGGACGCGUUCGGUUAGACCGGGACGGGGACCGGGGUCGAGAUCGAGAUCUAGAUCGGGAAGAAUGCAGUUGGCUGCGACGCAGAGGCCUCACCCACCCCCGGUGCCACCGCGACCCAGCCGGCAGGUGGUCGCGGAGGCCCUUAAAAGAUCCCCAAGGCCGCCCUGUCCCACGAGGCAGGCCCCGCCGCCGCCCAACACCAAACCCUGGAGGUCCGACCAAGAACAGCAACAGCAACAUCAACAACAGUCGAGUCAGCAACAGGUGUGCGCCGUGAACGCUGGCCGAACGGUUGUUUACGAGUCGGCGAUAAAGGAGUCGCAUCCCAAAGAAACCAGCAACGAGACUACCGAGUACGCGGCUCAUCGGGUCAUCGACAAGGAUCGCGGCGGCGGCGUCAGCGGCGGCGGCGGAGCUCUUCGAAACGCGAGUGAAAGGAACCAAGAGGAGGACGAUCACCACCGAAAUUGCCAGGAAACCCGGUAUCGUUCGGCCGAUCGGGAACACCAUCCUGAACAUUCCGGCGAAUCGGUCGGCGUCGAUCCGCAAUGCGGCUCGGCCAAGUUUCGUCGGCAGAAUGCAAAUCAAAAUCAAAAUCAAAAUCAAAACCAUGCCGAGGACGGAGAGCCGAGGCACGUUCAAACUGCGGCGUCGUCUCGGGAGUCGAAGGAGCAGAACGUCGAGUCGAGCGGUCGUUCUCCGUUGGAACGAUGCAAACGAAUGGACAACGCGAAGGACGCGAAAGAGUCGUCGAGCAGCGAGAGCACCGUUUCCGCCGCGAAAAGACAGUUGGACGCGGCGGCGGCGGCGGCGGCGAGAUCCGCGCUCCUCGGCAAGUGCAGCGCGGACAAGUCCGUCGGCGCCUCCGACGAGUGUCGCGGUCCGUCCAGUUCCGAGCCGAAAUUCCAUCCGGACAAGAGCGUCGAGGCCCGGCCGACUCCCACUCGCAGAUCGUGCCUCGCGAAAAAUCGGGACGCGCCGAGGAAACCGUUCGCGGGGAGUACGUCCGAAGAGGGGUCGAGCCUCAACGAAAACAUCGAGUCCGUUUCGAACGUUGACCGUGCCACGAUAGUCGUUAUCGACGAACCAGAGCGUAAAGCUGCAUCGGACGCCGAUGACGUGGACGAUCAGAAUGGGUCCGCGAACGAGAACGAGAACGAGAACGAGAACGAGAACGAGAACGACAACAUUCAUCGGCAAGAUUGGCUGGAUGCCGGUAUCCAGUACUCGUCCACGCAGAUCACGCUCUCCGGCGAUGACAGAGAUCGAGUUAACGGGCUCGACCGGUGCGAAAACGAGAAAAUCGCUGACCUUAAUUACCUAAGUCUACAAGAGAGGAUCGCGAUGUCUUCCCUGCAAGGUCUACCACCGCUACCGAGGAGCUUGAGCGGUUUCAAUCUGAGCGGGGGCCGCGGCGAGGGUUGCGAGCCACCGCCACCGCCCGCGAGAUCCUCGAGCAAAACUCAGAGAAGCGGUAAAACCGCGAUGCAGUCGUCGUCCAGGCCGUCGCCGCCUGCCAGGCAGCUCACCACUCUGGAUACUCAGCUGGCUAUACUCAGAAGAGAAAUGUUCGGACUGCGACAAUUGGAUCUGUCCUUGCUCUCCCAACUGUGGUCCCUGAACGAAUCUAUCCAAGAAUUCCGACAGCUUCUGCAAGAACAAGAAGAUAGAGCGCCGUCGCCUUCUCCUAGCAGCGAAGAAGGGGACGACACCUCCUACGGGACUCAUCCUCCACCACCUCCGAGAAGGGCGGCCCCCGUUACGCAUCAUCACAGACCACCCAGACCACCGAGGCCGCCUAGGCCACCACCCAGCGACGAUUCGCCGUCCAGCGAAGAAUACGGAGCCGUCUGAACAUUCGAGUACUCUCGAGCCGCGUCUCGAGUUGUUCAACGCAAAACUCUUUCCAUACCAGAAUCUCUCCGUUUCGACGAAUCUGAAAUCACCGCUAACAGUUAGAACAGUUCAAAAAUUCAUCGAUUAGGAUAAAUCGUGGGAAAUCGUUUCGUUCGAAACAAAUCCGAACGAAUCCGAAGAAUUCGAUGAUACGCUUCGAAUAUGUAUCGUAACAAGGAAUUUGUUGCUGUUCAAAGGUGCGUGCCUGUGAUGAAUUUCAUGACAGGGCCAUUGCAAUCUCCGCGUUUGCUCAGGAAUUCCUAUAGCGACCGGACAGUUGAGCGGUCUUCGCGAGUUCCCCUGUGACUCACUUAACCGCGAUAGAUCGUUCGUCGAAUUGAAAAACCGACAAUGUCGACGAUCCGAAACGAUACAACGACUCUACGCGUAACGCAUAAACCGUGCAUCGCGCGAUAUAUACGAGAAACAAGUAUAUAUUAUUCUCGAUAAGAGUAACCUCAGUUACGCGCGUACUCUUUUUUCUAUUUGUGAUAGCAGUCGAAGGGGCCUUUAAUUGACUAUAAUAGAUAAACCGUUUCCGUGAUCUAAGCAUUCCCGCGAUUGAUUGAUUAUUCGUUGAACGACGACCGCCGCAACGGAUCCGAGCCUGCGAAUCGACAAAUUGCUAGUGAGUUCCAAAGAACUGCGUUCGAGACUCCUUCUCUCUUCCAUAUUUCUCCAGUGUUGCAUUACGUCCAUUGCAGAGAUUUCUUCUUUCCUGUUGAAACAGAAAUAAAAACGCGCAGAUGCGAAUCGAUGAGAUAUCCGUCGAGUUAUACAACGGCGACGUAUCGAACAUUUCUGUGUAGAAUAAUUGGAGCGUGUAAAAUAAAGGAUAGAACGUGAGGUACAAAUAAACGAGCUAUAAAACUGAGAUAAUG
This is a messenger RNA of Nomia melanderi (Alkali bee), 5715 nucleotides long. Its product is annotated as anaphase-promoting complex subunit 11-like. Gene Ontology annotation, biological process: anaphase-promoting complex-dependent catabolic process. The record is from RefSeq and is a predicted model, not a curated record. Gene Ontology annotation, cellular component: anaphase-promoting complex. NCBI's taxonomy places the organism in Eukaryota, Metazoa, Arthropoda, Insecta, Hymenoptera, Halictidae. Gene Ontology annotation, molecular function: ubiquitin protein ligase activity; cullin family protein binding; zinc ion binding.